AUGCCGCUCACGAGGCCUCAAGACCCAGAAGCAGUCUUCAUCCGCGACCAAGGCGACGUAUUCAGCGCUUUAAGCCCCACACAGAUCCGACCCUUCACCAAUUACAGUAUUCAGUUCACAAGCGCCCAUCAGUUCUACCAGUGCGCGAAAGCGGCGCUCUUUGUGGACCAAGAAAGCGUCAAUGUCAUCAUGGCGUCCACAGACUCGAAGGAGCUCAAGAGGCUGGGAAGCUUGGUGAAGUCAUACGGGCAUGAUAUCUGGAGGAAGAAAUCACUUGGUGUCUGGGUGAGGGCCUUCCAACAAAUAGUCAAGACAUCGAAGAAUGCGAAAGGAUUCAGGAACCUGCUUUUGGCCACCGGAGAACGCAAGAUCACCUACGUACCUAUUAUCGACAACACAUUGGCAGUCGGUCUCUUUCACGACAUUCCCAAUCAACAGCCCGGACAUGUUUCUGAUUACAGCACGGUUGGAGAGGCGCUUGAGAAGGUCCGGUCAGCACUCGUGCGACGGUCUGAGCUCGAGGCGGCCAAGGCGCAAGAGCAAGAGCAAGAGAUGGAGCAAGAGAUGGAGCAAGAGAUGGAGCAAGAGAUGGAGCAAGAGAUGGAGCAAGAGAUGGAGCAAGAGAUGGAGCAAGAGAUGGAACAGAAGUCAGAUUCUGCAAAACAGGACAAGAACGUCUCUAGCAACAAGCGGAAGGCAGGUCCAAUGGAGCUGCGGCAAUACGAAGAGAGGGCAGACAAGAGGGCGAAGCAACAGAAUUCGGUCUCCAAGGCGACACAGACUGAAUCGCCUGCCAACACCGGACAAAUCACCGAUAAGGGACUGCCUGAAAACUGGUGGGUUCCUAAGUCAGCACGCACAAAGCGGUACGGCCGGGUAACGGAACAUAUGCGCAGAUAG
This is a messenger RNA of Alternaria arbusti, 900 nucleotides long. RefSeq lists its product as uncharacterized. The transcript is spliced from 3 exons. The coding region runs from base 1 to 900 and encodes 299 amino acids. Lineage: Eukaryota; Fungi; Ascomycota; Dothideomycetes; Pleosporales; Pleosporaceae. The record is from RefSeq and is a predicted model, not a curated record.